AGUCAAGUGACGCGGGGCGGCUGGCCCGCGCGCCGACUGCGGAGCGGAGAGGCUGGAGAAUGGACUUGCGGGGGGUGGUUCGCAUUCUCUCACUACUGCUGGUGCCGCUGCUGCUGGCUUCUGCGCGCGGCCUGAGCGCGGAGCUGACCUGGAAACCUCUCCUUGGCCACUGUCCUUUCUAAGGAAAUCACCUUCCAGAGCCUGCCCACACAGAACUGGCAGGGGACCCUCUUAGGAGCAGAGAAAAUGGCGAUCUUCAGGCAGCUGUCCUUGGGUGCAAAGGCUGCCCUGGCUGCUGGCACUGUCUUCGUGUCCAUGAUUGUGUCCCGCUCCUAUCUGGCCGGGAACCUUGAGCUCAGGGCCUGGCGUUGGCUGUUCCGCCUGCAGCUUGCCCUGUUUGCCAACUCACUUAUGCUCAUUGGCUCCCUCUACAUCUGGCGUAGUGCAGUCAGCAACCUCACCCACUCCCCAGUCGCAGAGUCUGCCUGUUUUCAGCUUUGGAAGAUGGCUGUUGUAGCAUUUCUGGCCCUGGCCCAUUCCAGUUUCUUCACCAUGCUCUUUUUAGUGGCCGAGGAGCCCUAUCUCUUUUCCUUGGCAGCCUACUCCUGCCUCGGGGCAUACAUCAUCAUGGUCUUCUUCCUCUGUACCCUCAGUGGCAUGGAGCAGGCCUACCAGCUCUUGGCCUGGCACAGUGGUAGGGUCGUGGGCAGCCUUGACAAGACAAGGAAGCUGGCGGUCAGGCCGGCCCUGGCAGUGGCAGUGACCGCCGUGCUCAGCGUGGUUGGGCUCCUGAACGCCGCCCAGCCCCCAGCCGUGAAAACCGUGGAGGUGCCCAUUCAUCAGCUGCCUCCCUCGAUGGACAGGCUCAAGGUCGUGCUCCUCUCAGACAUUCACUUGGGCCCCACAGUGGGCAGGACCAAGAUGGAGAUGUUCGUGCGGAUGGUGAAUGGGCUGGACCCAGAUGUCACUGUGAUCGUGGGUGACCUCUGUGAUUCAGAAGCCUCUGUCCUCCGCACCGCUGUAGCUCCUCUGGGCCGGCUGCACUCACGCCUCGGCACCUACUUCGUCACAGGGAAUCACGAGUACUACACGUCAGACGUCAGCAACUGGUUUGCGCUUCUGGAAUCCCUGAACGUCAAGCCCCUUCACAAUGAGAACGUGAAGAUUUCGGCCACGGGGGCCCAGCACGGGGGUGGUGAGGAUGAGGACUGGAUCUGCUUGGCUGGGGUAGACGACAUCGAAGCAGACAUCCUGCACUACUCCGGCCACGGCAUGGAUCUCGUCAAGGCCCUGGGGGGCUGCAGCCCCGACCACACCACUGUCUUGCUAGCUCACCAGCCACUGGCUGCCAAGAGAGCCCUGCAGGCUCGGCCAGAUAUCAACCUGAUUCUUUCCGGGCACACGCAUGCUGGGCAAAUCUUCCCCUUGAACGUGGCAGCCUAUCUCUUGAACCCCUUCUUCGCUGGCCUCUACCAAGUGGCCCAGACUACAUUUGUAUAUGUCAGCCCAGGCACAGCCUACUAUGGGAUACCCAUGAGAUUGGGGAGCAGGGCGGAGAUUACGGAGCUCAUCCUGCAGCGGGCUCCCUGAACCCGGCCCUGCCUCCUAUGCCUCUUCAGUGCCCUUGCCCUUCACCAUCCAUCCCUCCUUAAGGCGGGUUUCCUGCUUUCCCCCUCCAGCCUCUCCUGCCCAGCCCUGCCAAUGCACGCUUGGUCACAAGCCUGGCUUGGACAGUGAUUUGUGCUGGGGCUGCCUGGCAAGUUCAGGCUGGUGGACUCUGCAGAAGGCCAGUUACUUUUUUAUACGUAUCUGUGAGGCCACUCAAGUCACAUAUAUAAGAACGAGCAACUAUUUCCCAGAUGAUGUGGAGAAAGCUCUCCUUCUCUGCAGAGCUCAUAAGGCUGAACUGAAACGUGGGGUUGCUUGAAAGGGAUACCUCUAGAAGGCAGAACAGAGAGGGACACUGGCAUUUUUAAACCCUCUUUAAGACUUAGGCGGUUUCCAGGAUCAUUGAUCCAGAGCUUUCUGGGGAAGGGGCAGCAUUGCUAGGUAAUCUGGGAGAACAGGCAAGAGGGAGGCCCCUCUGGCUGCUGGAGAAGAAUGUUUCCUUUUCCCUCUUGGUUCUGUCAGAGUCACCUUUAUUGAGGGCAUCAGCCAAACCCACAGGGACACCAGGCUCAGGCUGUUCCAGGCCUGGAGUGCUGCUAUUUUGUUGCCUGUGCUCUUGGGGAUCGGGGGUGGGGUGGGGUGGAAAGAAACAGGAGCACAGUGGGAGGCGUUGAUAAUAGUACUGCUGCUUAGGAAUUCGGAGGGGGUUUGCCUCCCUGGUCUCCUUUCAUUCAACACUUGGGUGAGGUAAUUAGGGUAGGCUACUUUGGCCUCCUUGAAGGUGAGAAAACUGAGGCAGAGAGAAGCGGGGUGCUGGCGACAUGACAGGGUAUGUAGGAGGCUCUUGGCCAGAAGCCGGGUCUUCCGCCUCCCUGUCCACAGUCCGAUGCUUAAGGAGCAGUACCUGUGACAAGUGAGUGUAGGACUCAGGCACAUACAACUGCGCAAAGAGAAUGAACAAGGCUCUAGAACCUGAUGGUCUCUCAGGGCCUGGAAGGAAAUUGGCUCCUUUCAGUGUAUGACGUCUGUGACAUUGGAAGAAGAGUUGAGAAAGUGGAGCCCUCCCACCCCCCCCAGGUUUGGGUCAUGUGUUUUAUGAGAAACUGAGGUUUGCUCUCUAUCAGGGGAAGUUGAGGUUGCAUGGGGAAGUGGCGGGGCUUUGUGCUCUAGCAGGGCCUCGAGACCUUCCCUCCCCCUGGCCCCUGGCUGUGGAAUGCCAGGAUUGUCUUCCCUGCUGGGUGACUUCCACGCCAACACCCACCACUCCACCCCUCACCCCGUCCUGACCCCAUCAGCGUUGGCCUAGGGCUCUGACCAUAGAACCAUAGCACCAUGCUGCUGGGCUCUGGAUCCUCUGGAGUGACCUUACCCCAUUGGCCAAGCCUCUUGUGCCAGAGGCAAGACACCCUUCAGCCUAGGGUAGCAAUCAAUAACCUGUCCUGUUGGAAAAGGCCUCAUUGAGAAGCCUGGGGACCUGGGCUCAGCAUUGACCUUUUUGUAAUUGAGAGUCUUUCUCCAGCGGGGGACAAAACACCACUCUGCCUGGAGAAGCUCACCGUGCUGCUCAUGGGUCAGGUGGCGUCCGGCAGAUGACUUGACCUCACUGAGCCUCGGUUUCCCUCACCCGAAAAUGAGGAUAAUUCUGUCUACCUCAAGAUUGUUUCAUGGGGCUGGUAUUAAGACGUGGAGUAAGGUACAUGUGGCCCAGUCCCACAGGAAGCGCUUGGUGGUGGUAAUAUUUAAACAUCACAUGGGGCACCCUGGGGAGCAGUGCUGGGCACAGGUGCCCAGAGAAUUUAUGGUGGCAGACCUGGGCGAUGCUGCCUGCAGCCAGGACCAGUGACCUGUGAAAGCAGCAGCUGCUGGGGGUCUGCUUUCCUUGGUUUGUGUUACGGGGUCCCUGUGUCCCUGGCCAGAGGGAGUGUCUUCAUUUUCCUCCUGUCUUCCUGGUGUAUAACAGAAUCCUAGGUGAUCCCGGAGACCACCUUUCUUGUUUGCAGGCAGUUCAGAUAUUGACAGCGAGCUUUCCGGGCAGAUUUAAAAUCUGUCUUUGAGUUGAUGUUUCAGUGGUUUCUUUAUUUUGUAUCCCCUUGUGCUUCAUCGUCCUUGCAGCCAGGAGUAAGUUUGCAGAACAACUUAUUCAGAACUGAGGAAGGGACCCUGGCUUUUCUUUUCUUUUUUUUUUUUUAAGAUUUUAUUUAUUUAUUUGACAGAGAUAGAGACAGCCAGAAAGAGAGGGAACACAAGCAGGGGGAGUGGGAGAGGAAGAAGCAGGCUCAUAGUGGAGGAGCCUGACGUGGGGCUCGAUCCCAUAACGCCGGGAUCACGCCCUGAGCUGAAGGCAGACGCUUAACGGCUGUGCCACCCAGGCGCCCCUUGGCUUUUCUUUUAAUACAUUUGCAGAUGGUGGGAUUAUGGGGAGGUGAAGUGCUUCACCCGGGGCGGCGGCCCAGCUCCCUUACUCCCACUCCUUCCUCCAUGGCGCUGGCCACCCCUCACUGCCUCAGGAGGACUGCUCUUCUAAACCCUCUCCCUUCCUUGUGACCUGACCCCAUUUUUUGGUUCAUUCCAGUUGACUUUCCAGUUCCCAUUUGUUUCGAUCUCACCAGACUGUUCUCAUUGGUGCCAUUUGUCGUCCAGCCUGAGGUGCAGCUGGUGGUGGUUGACUUGCCUGUCUUUUUGGACCUUUUUUGUCAGUGUUCUGAGUGUCAUGAAAUUAGCUUCCUUAUUUUUUCAUCUUGCAUCUUUGUCUCUUCUUUCUCCUGAAGGCCAUCAUUUUGCAGUCUUGUGUACCCUUCGACUUGUUCUGAAGUCCUUGCUUGACUGAUUUCUUUCUACUCCCAGCAGUAAGACAGGUCCAUCCUACGUGUCUCGAAUACUGAGCAGCGCCUUCUCAUGCAUGGUUUAUAUCCCAUGGUGAGGUUGACUUGUUCCCAGCAGAGAUUCCUCCGUUCCUGUGCAGAUGUGGCCCUGGCAGGCCGCUCUUCACGUCACCCUUUGCACCUGUUCCCUGUUCCUCACUCACUUACCUUCAUUGUUUUGCUUGUUUAUGGCUGGGGAAGGUGAUGAGGAACAUUUUUGAAACUUGAAAAUUCUUUCAGUUUCCUUUUAGUUUCUUUUUUUUAAAUUUGUUAAACACAAGUUGAAAUGUAAUGCUUUUUAUUACAUUAGCAUGUGAAAUAUACUAUUGCUAUAAAAUCUCAAUAAACUAAUUCUGUGUCAUCCUUUCCAAACAUCCAGCCAUCCUUUUCUCCCCUUAUUUUGUUUUAGACUUUCUAUUGUGAAAAAGUAAAAAUAUUCACAAAGUAGAGGGAAUAGUAUACUGAAUCCCAGGUUCAUCAUUCAGUUUCAAUAAUUAUGACUGUCUUGCUGUACUUUCUCAUGUACCACUGCCCACUACUCUUUUUUCUUUUUUGGCUGGAAUAUGUUAAA
Ailuropoda melanoleuca (giant panda) is the source of this 5040-nucleotide messenger RNA. It is a transcript of the gene TMPPE, whose product is annotated as transmembrane protein with metallophosphoesterase domain. Gene Ontology annotation, molecular function: hydrolase activity. Bases 247 to 1590 code for a protein of 447 amino acids. NCBI's taxonomy places the organism in Eukaryota, Metazoa, Chordata, Mammalia, Carnivora, Ursidae. The transcript is spliced from 2 exons. The record is from RefSeq and is a predicted model, not a curated record.